This is a messenger RNA of Phyllopteryx taeniolatus (common seadragon), 6576 nucleotides long. RefSeq names its product cugbp, Elav-like family member 1 (gene celf1). Gene Ontology annotation, cellular component: cytoplasm; nucleus; ribonucleoprotein complex. The transcript has 13 exons. The coding region runs from base 436 to 1968 and encodes 510 amino acids. The record is from RefSeq and is a predicted model, not a curated record. Gene Ontology annotation, biological process: regulation of alternative mRNA splicing, via spliceosome; mRNA splice site recognition. NCBI's taxonomy places the organism in Eukaryota, Metazoa, Chordata, Actinopteri, Syngnathiformes, Syngnathidae. Gene Ontology annotation, molecular function: mRNA 3'-UTR binding.
CGGUGCCGCUAGUCCGGGGAUUACGGGCUGGCUGCGUGGCUGCAUUGAGUCCCUCUUUUCAUUCCCGCUGCCCACUGGGCCUUAUCGCCAUCGAUCUGACACACUGUUUAUCUGACGCUGCAGCCAGAUCUGCUGGCCUAGGAGAAACGCUCACAAAGGCCACGGGUCAUCAGCAUUUUGAUUGUGGCCAUCACGCCCUGUGGCCCCCCGUCAUCCCGAGCAGCAUCCCCGCUUCCUCCGUCGGCCUUUUCGCAGUCUCUGGCUUCGUCCUCUGCCCGUGUUUCCUCGGCCUCAUGUUCUGACCGUGGUCUUCCGGUGGGCAGGUUGUCCAUGUGUGGAUCCAGUUGCCGUUUACCUCACAGCAAGCGGCGCGUUCGUUGACUUUUCCAGCGUCUCGUUCUUGUUUGUGUUUAGUGUGGUCAUCUGAAAGCCAGCAUGGCGUCUUUCAAACUGGAUUUUCUCCCGGAGAUGAUGGUGGAUCAUUGUUCUUUGAAUUCUAGUCCUGUUGGCAAGAAGAUGAACGGGUCCCUGGACCACCCCGACCAACCAGAUGUGGACGCCAUCAAGAUGUUCGUGGGCCAGAUCCCGCGCUCCUGGUCUGAGGAGCAGCUGCGUGAGCUCUUCGAGCCGUACGGCGCCGUCUACGAGAUCAAUGUUCUCAGGGACCGCAGCCAGAAUCCGCCACAGAGCAAAGGAUGCUGUUUCAUCACGUACUAUACUCGCAAGUCGGCCUUGGAAGCACAGAACGCUCUUCACAACAUGAAGAUUCUUCCUGGGAUGCACCACCCCAUUCAAAUGAAGCCGGCUGACAGUGAGAAGAACAACGCGGUGGAGGACAGAAAGCUGUUCAUCGGGAUGAUCUCCAAGAAGUGUAAUGAGAACGACAUGCGCUUGAUGUUCUCGCCCUACGGACAGAUCGAGGAGUGUCGGAUACUUCGAGGCCCCGACGGACUGAGCCGAGGUUGUGCGUUUGUGACAUUCACAGCCCGACAAAUGGCUCAAGCCGCCAUCAAGUCCAUGCACCAGUCCCAGACCAUGGAGGGCUGCUCGUCACCCAUCGUGGUGAAGUUUGCCGACACCCAGAAGGACAAGGAGCAGAAGCGCAUGGCGCUGCAGCUGCAGCAGCAGAUGCAGCAACUCAGCGCCGCGUCCAUGUGGGGAAACCUGACCGGGCUGGGGAGUCUGGGGCCGCAGUACCUUGCGAUUUACUUACAGCUGCUGCAGCAGUCAGCCUCCACGGGGAACGCACUCAGCAACCUGCACCCCGCUUCAGGUCUGAAUGCCAUGCAGAACUUGGCCGCCUUAGCAGCAGCGACCGCCAGCCAGGCCUCAGCCACCGGCUCCAGUGCCAUGACUACAUCAAGUAGUCCACUGAGUGCGCUAACCAGCUCAGGCUCCUCCCCCACCUCCAGCAGCACGUCGUCCGUCAACCCCAUUGCAUCUCUGGGAACGCUGCAGUCUCUGGCCGCCGGCACGGGAGCCGGCCUCAACAUGGGCUCGCUCGCAGGAAUGGCGGCUCUGAAUGGCAGCCUGGGCUCGGGAGGCCUGUCUAACGGCUCUGGCAGUACCAUGGAAGCGCUGAGUCAGGCGUACUCUGGAAUCCAGCAGUACGCCACCGCCGCCGCGCUGCCGGGCCUCUACAACCAGAGCCUGCUCUCACAACAGAGCGUCUCAGCCGCCGGGAGCCAAAAGGAAGGUCCAGAAGGCGCCAACUUGUUCAUUUACCACCUCCCCCAAGAGUUUGGCGACCAGGACCUGCUCCAGAUGUUCAUGCCCUUUGGCAAUGUCAUCUCAGCCAAGGUCUUCAUUGACAAGCAGACCAACCUCAGCAAGUGUUUUGGCUUCGUGAGUUACGACAACCCGGUGUCGUCGCAGGCCGCCAUCCAGUCCAUGAACGGGUUCCAGAUUGGCAUGAAGCGGCUCAAGGUGCAGCUCAAGCGCUCCAAGAACGACAGCAAGCCGUACUGAACGCUGGCGGCCGCUUCCCGCUCUCUCUCACUGAGCGUGGGAGCUGCGCUGGUAAGUGGAGUCGCAAACGUACGGUAGGGGGCGCCGCCCGCCGGCCCCCCGUGCUCGCGGACGGACUGGAUUCUUCCCGUGUACUCUUUUGUGGUUCAUGCACUUUGUUUUACCUCCAACAAGAGCGACAAACUGCUGUGUUUUCUUUUUCGUUUGCUGUGCUACCUUUGAUACCUUGAUUGUUACCACGUGUUGCACUUGGACAGCUUGGUGCCCAAUUUGUUUUCUCUGUUGUGUUUUUUUUUCUUUCUUUUUUCUGGUAAAUGUGCUUCACUUUCCUUCACUGUUCUCCACUGGGACAAACAUAGGAGUCCGGCCACCAUUUUUGUUCUCUUGCAUUCAACUCCAUGGCUUUUUUGGGAAUCCUUCCCCAUCCACUAUAUCGCGAUUUGGCCAUUUCAUAGUGUUGUCGUCACACGUUAUCUCAUAUUUGGUUUCCUCGAUGCAUGAUCAUCUACCAAUGGUCACUAGAAAAGCAAUAUAACCCAUGAUGCAGUACGCCGAUAAGGAAAAAAGAUUUUCCGUUUGCAGGGUCGCGUUUGAUUUCAAGAUGGGACAAAUUCAUGAGUUGUGGUGCAGAAAAUGUCUUUAACUCAUUCACUGCCAGCUGCUUUCAAAGCAUACUUUUGUGAGCAUAUUGCCAGCCGUUGUAGAGCAUUUUGACUGACCUUUCAAGAUGCUCAAAAUAUUGUGUUCUGUGACAAUAUGAGCAUCUAACCUACCGGAACAAAGCGUAAACUCUUCUUUCAGCAUUCAAACGAGUCUGUUUCUAGCUUUUCUACCUCAAAUCCAAAGUCCACAAAGCGUCUAAACUACCGGAAAAUGUAAAGAAGAAAAAAAAAAACCCAGAGGAACCUUGACGAUUGUAGGCCCCUCGUUUUCCAAGCGGAUCGAGUAUGAAAAUGACUCCUAACACACGCCACACCACAGGAUAAUUACUUAGGAUCAUCUGAAGAGACCUUUGCUAAUUGAUCGGAACAGAGGACUCAGGCUAAAAAUCGCCCUGCCUCGUAUGUGCGCAUCCUGCUUAAACGAUUGUUGGCCUGACUGUUUUUCCAAGCAGAUCGGGGAGAAGAAUUGACUCUUAUCACACCCCGCACCACAGGAUAAUCAAUCUGUAACAUCUUUAGGAACUUUGCUGUAAUCAGAAUGGAGGAAUCAGGCUAGAAAUUGUCCCGAUUAUCGGUAUACGUGUUCACCGCUUUACAAUUGUCAGACUCCACCAUUUUCCGUGCAGAUCGAGGAGUAAAAAUGACUCUUAACACACCCCACUGCACAGGAUAAUUGCUCAGGAUCAUUAAGAGACAACCAAUAAUCGGGCCUUUGCUGACUCGAAUCGCAACAGGAGGAUAAUGAUCCGAUUCAGCCCGAUUGUCGGUGUGUGUGUGUACCGCGCUUGAUCAAGGAUUUGCCAUUGUAAAUAUUAAACGGGCCUAACAUUUAUGAUUAUCAGCCGAAUUGUCGCUGUGUGUGUACUUGGCUUUACCCACCAGUAGAAUCAACUCAUAAUUAAUUAGCUACCACCUCAUUUUGUAUUGAUUAUCCUUAAUCGUCUCUGACAGGAGGUGUCACACUGAAAAAAUGUACAGUAUAUUCUUGAUAUAGUCCUAUUUCUAGUCGUAUAUAACCAUCAAAAAGGAGCAAUGCAAAAGUGUUUGGAGACAAUUUCACAGCCACAAACCUCUCCUCUCUGAUUGGAGCGUGGAUGUCACGUGACCUACCGGUUGCUUCUUUGGAGUCGCGCGUUGUUGCUUUUUGUAAACGUGAGGCAGUGACAUGUAUAUUGAAGGCUCUGCCUCUUCUAUUUUUAUAUUUCGAAAAGAACAAAAGGUUUUAUACUUCUCCUGUGUGCUGGGGAACUAUUUAUUGCCUGAAUUAUUUAUCUGCUGUAUUUUUCACCAAGCGAUGUGUCCAACAACUCAAAUGGAUCUCCUGGUGUGCGCGCGUGCUUGUCACCUGUGUCAUCUUGUGUCCGACAUAGCCACAAUGUUCAACUAUGUUCCGUAUUUCAAAAUACUCUUCACUCAGUACGCCGUGUUCAUUCAUCUCAUCGCUAAAUGUCUUAAUUGCUACACGGGAGCAGCCCCGUUUCACUGAAGGGGAUUAGAAGAGGUCAGCACUGAAAAGGGGAGGGGGGGGGGGGGGAAUGGGGAAAUAAAACAGAAUAACGCGGGAAUAAGGUCGUAUACUAGAACAAUUGAGAAUAAAGUCAUUGUUAUGCUGUUACCUGUUGAUUGUGUAAAAACAAGAAUCCUUAUUUUUCUGAAGAAAAAAAUAUUCUGGUGAUAUUGUCAUUUUUCUUCAGCAAAAAAAAAAAAUCUCCCUUUAGUCUCAUAAUAUUAUGUCUAUUUUGUUUUGAAAAUGUGAACUUUAUUUGAGUAAUAUUGACACUUUCAUUUCAUAAUAUAAUGACUUUUUCUUGAAAAAUAUGAUGUAUAAAACUCUAAAAGAGAUGGACUUUCUCCCAAAAAAUACAACUUUAUUCUCAUGAAUUGCAACUAUUGGUAUUUUUCUUUAAAAAAAAGACUUGGCCCCCCCCGGCCCCCCAAAGAAAUCUAGGAAUAUUUUAGUCCUUUUUUUUCUCCCAAAACAAAAUCUAAUUCUUGUAAUUUUUCUUUACAAAUGAAAUCAAAAAUUGUAUUCAAAAAGUCACAAAUUUGACUUUUAUAUGAAAAAUACGUCUUUUUUUUCUUGGACUAUUACAACUUUUUUUUCUCUAAAAAAUAGAACUUUAGUCUCAUAAUAUUACAAAUUUGUUUUUCUUAAAAGUCAACUUUCGAUCUUGAAAAAAGUACAACGUUGCAUCCCCAACUUUUUUUUCUUGUAAUAAAAAAUAAAAUAAAAAAUACAACCUCCCCCCCCCCCCAACUCCUCUCCCGCCCCUGAUGACAAUUGGCCAGGGGUGUUCAAUCGUCGAGCGUCGCACAGGGCGCCAUUCGGUCCAGAACCGCCUCUACCAACAUAAAGACGUAACAAGCACGUUCAUACACGAGCAACUGACGGCCGUCAUUCAACUCUCCGCUCUCAUUCACUGACUCCCACAUCACUCACCAGGUCAAGCCCCGCCUUUUAAAGCCGCAUACACACUCAAGGGAGGGGAGGGGAGGGGGGCGUCGCCUUGUUUUUUUGCCACGUGUGCGCUGUUGCGUUUCUAGCUGACUCCCUAGCAUGUGACGUAACCGUCCAUCGUCCAGUCCUUGUCCCAACCCCACGCGUCUCUCUGGCGCUCCCACCAGGAGGUUUACUUGUAGUUGUUUGCCUUCCUUCGCCCCGAGCGCCGCCACCCGUCGCCCCCCAAAAAUUUAUUUUUUAUAGUCUAGAAGCGUUUUCGAGAAGCGUUUUUAUCGUCCGCCUCCCGCCGGGCCCCGACCGACCCUUUUGAGUUGUUGUGCUUUUGUGUGUCUUGACACAGUGUUGUGUUUGAGUGCUGCCGUGUGUGUCGGAAAUUAGAAGACGCGCGGAGGCCGAGACAUGCCGUGGAGGGAGGGUAGGGGAGGGGGGUGCAUUUAAUUGUGGCCACCGUAACGAUAUAGCGUGUGCAUAAAAUGCUACUUUAGAAAAAGCACGACAAAAUCUUUUGUUUGAGAAGUCUUCUUACUUUUUCUUAGGAAAUCAAAAUAAAAGUCAUAUUUAAGUCAAGAAUUGAUACAGUAUCGUAAUUAAAUAUUAAUUCCUGUUGAUUGAAUAGAAAGGAGUAUUAGUUGUAAUUAUUUGUGCUCGACUCAGAUGGAUGCAGGUGGGAACUGUCAAAUGCACCUCUUAAAGUAUGAUCUUUUUCUUCACUGGAAAAAUACAACUUUCUCGUCAUAAUAUUGUAGCUUUUUUUUUUUUUUUUUUGCUGGAAAACAUACAACUUAAAUCUUGUAAUAUUUCAGCUUUUUUUUGCUUUAAAAAAUGCAGCUUUUCAUCACUAAAAUGACUUUGUUCUCAGAAAAAUGCUACUUCAUUCUUGAAGUUACCCCUUUUUCCUUGAAAAAAUAUUGCUUUAUUUUUGUAAAAUGGCUCUUUAUUUAUAUUUUGUUUCUUUAGUCUCGUAAAUGAUGACUUUUUUUGGAAAAACCUUGCCCGUGCAAUACCACCACUUUAUUCUUAUGACUUUUUCUUUAUUUUGAAAAGACAUGGACUUAUCUCUGAAAAAUACAACAAUAGUCUCAUAAUAUUGCGACUUUUUUGACUGUUAAUUUGUGGUUAUGAAAUACAAAUUUGUGGCACAUGUUAUUACUAUUUUGUGGCCAAAAAUGUACAUUUUAUGUGCAUGUUAUAAUUAUAUUGUGGCCACAAUUGAAUUCCCCCCCCCCCCUCUUGUGUCAUGUCUGGGGCACCCUAAAAAAGGACAAGAAAAACAAACAACUUUUUUUGGGGGGGGGCAAAGGAGUGCUGAUUGUAAUCGAAUGCUCGUCGUCGUUACCCGACUGACGUUGACGAGGAGGUGGCGGUCACCCUCUUUUGAGGUUGCAUGUUUUUAGAUCUGUACUGAGAUUUGUGCCAAAAAUGUCAACUGCUUUGUAUUCAGUUCUGGAAAAUGACAAAUAAACUGGUGCCAAAUGUUUUGCUCAA